AUGUUUCCUCCUGUCUCUCCUCUGGAGCAGCAGCACGCUAUGGUCAUGGGGGAUGAGAUAGAUAUAAGAACGGGCUCAGCAUUUUCGGGGCUUUUGACAUACGCGAACCUACCCUACGUCCAUUGUUUGGCUCCCGAGUGGCAAGAGGUGGAGAAGUACGACAUCGCGAUCCUGGGCGCUCCUUUCGACACUGGAACGACUGGAAGACCAGGGCCAAGGUUUGGUCCCAGCGGCAUUCGCCGUGGCUCUAGAAGGAUUGUGCCUGAAGCAGCGUGGAAUGUUGAGACAGGGAGGAACGUAUUCCUGGACUGGGCGAAGAUUGUUGACUGCGGGGAUGCGCCGCUUACCUUUCUGGACAAUACCGCGGCCUUAAAACAGCUUGACAUGGCGCACAAUAUUGUGUCUGGUCGGCCGACCAAUUCCAGCAAGUACGAUGUUCCAAGAAUAAUCACACUGGGUGGAGACCAUACAACGACUCUCAGUGCUUUGCAGUCGGUGCAUAAGAGAUGGGGCCGGGUGAGCGUGAUCCACUUCGAUAGUCACAUAGACACCUGGAAUCCAAAAGUGCUCGGUAAGAUUUGCAAAGAUCUGUGUCCUAUCAGUGGCGUGAAUCACGGGACGUUCUUGCACAUUGCCCACGAGGAAGGGCUGAUCAGCAACACCUCCAUUCAUGCGGGCAUUCGAGCCCCGGUGAAUCGUCCCAAGAAAGAUAUGCAAAACGAUCGCAGAUGUGGGUUCGACACGAUCAGUGCAAGGGAUAUCGAUCGCAUCGGUGUUCACAGAAUCAUCGAGAGGCUGAACGUCGACAUAGACGUUCUGGAUCCUGCUUUUGCGCCAGGUACUGGAACUGCGGAAGUAGGAGGAUGGACAAGUAGAGAAUUUCUCUCCAUCAUCGAUGGCCUAUCCGGCCUUCACAUUGUUGGUGCUGAUGUUGUCGAGGUUGCCCCUAUUUAUGACAAUCCUGGCGAGACAACAGUUCUGGUUGCGGCGGAAAUUGUCCAAUCGCUGAUCGGCUUGAUGGUACAUCCGGAAGCUUCUUGA
Westerdykella ornata is the source of this 1041-nucleotide messenger RNA. Its product is annotated as Arginase/deacetylase. Lineage: Eukaryota; Fungi; Ascomycota; Dothideomycetes; Pleosporales; Sporormiaceae. The transcript is spliced from 10 exons. Gene Ontology annotation, molecular function: metal ion binding; agmatinase activity. Bases 1 to 1041 code for a protein of 346 amino acids. The record is from RefSeq and is a predicted model, not a curated record.